UCAAGGAAGUCGCAAGCAUGGAGUCAACUGAGGGUUUCGUGAAGUAUCAGCUGGGCUUACCCCACAUGCACCACUUGAUCGCGGUGCUCUGUGUUGUUGCCGUUGUUUAUAAGUUGACAGUCUUGCUCGCCCAAAGAAGAGCUGUGAUGCAAAGUAUGGAAUUGUUUCCAGGACCACCGUCGCACUGGCUUUUUGGACAUCUAAUGGAGUUUAAACAGGAUGGGUCGGACUUGAAAAAGAUGGUGAAAUGGGGACAGCAGUACCCUUAUGCUUUCCAGAUGUGGUUUGGUCCCUUUGUUUGUUUCCUCAGCAUUCGCCAUACAGACUAUGUGAAAACUAUAUUGACAUCUACAGAGCCAAAAGAUACUGUGGCAUAUACUUUUGUUAAACCUUGGAUUGGUGAUGGCUUAUUGGUGUCUGGAGGUCAGAAGUGGUUUCGCCACAGAAGGCUCUUGAACCCAGGUUUCCAUUUUGAAGUUUUGAAACCCUACAUAAAUCUGAUGUCAGACUCUGUUAAAACCAUGCUGGCACGUUAAUGACAAGGAAAAUGCUUUUGUGUAAAGUGCUAUAAUAAGUAGUCAAUGGUGAAGUGAUGUGGAGGAAAUAUAGGCUUAGGCUUUCCAGAUGCUGCAGCUAUUUUAGGUCAAAGUUGUUCCAGCUAAGUGUGUUGAAGUUUUUUCCACGUCCUGCUGAGACCUCACAUCUGUUCUUUCACUGUUGCCAGGACAAAUGGGAGAGUUAUGCAAAAACCAAUGAGUCCUUUGAAUUGUUUAACCACGUGAGCUUUAUGACACUGGACAUCAUCAUGAAGUGU
This is a messenger RNA of Trematomus bernacchii (emerald rockcod), 814 nucleotides long. Its product is annotated as cytochrome P450 4B1-like. Gene Ontology annotation, molecular function: monooxygenase activity; oxidoreductase activity, acting on paired donors, with incorporation or reduction of molecular oxygen; heme binding. The record is from RefSeq and is a predicted model, not a curated record. The transcript has 4 exons. NCBI's taxonomy places the organism in Eukaryota, Metazoa, Chordata, Actinopteri, Perciformes, Nototheniidae. The coding region runs from base 18 to 536 and encodes 172 amino acids.